Messenger RNA from Mustela erminea (ermine), 1325 nucleotides. It is a transcript of the gene DIPK1C, whose product is annotated as divergent protein kinase domain 1C. Lineage: Eukaryota; Metazoa; Chordata; Mammalia; Carnivora; Mustelidae. The transcript is spliced from 4 exons. Bases 1 to 1278 code for a protein of 425 amino acids. The record is from RefSeq and is a predicted model, not a curated record.
AUGGCGCGGAGCCGGCCCGGGCGGCGCGGGCGGCGCGGGCUGUGCGGGCGGUGCGGGCGGUGCGGGCGGUGCGGGCGGGGCGCGCUGCUGGCCUGCGCGGCGUGGACCGCGGGCUGGGUGCUGGCGGCCGCACUGCUGCUCCGCGCGCACCCGGGCGUCCUCUCCGAGCGCUGCACGGAUGAGAAGAGCCGGCGCAUCCUGGCCGCGCUGUGCCGGGACUACGAGGGCGGGGCGCUGGUGGGAGACCUCUGUGAGGACCUGUGCGUGGCGGGGAAGCUGCUGUACCGGCGUUGCCUGUACUACGAGAGCGGCAAGAAGGUGCUGCAGGCCGACUGGCGCGGCCGGCCCGUCAUCCUCAAGUCCAAGGAGGAGGCCUUCUCCAGCUUCCCGCCGCUCGGCCUGCUGGAGGACGCGGCCGACGAGGGUGCCCAGGACUUCCCGGAGGCUGAGCUGCUGCUGCUGGUGGCCGGCGAGGUCCGGAACGCCCUGGGCCUGGAGCUGCCCGGCGGCAGCCUGCGGCCCCUGUGGCCAGGCGGGCGCGGUCCGCGGUGGCGGGGCCAGCUGGCCAGCCUGUGGUCACUGCUGCAGCAGGAGGAGUUCGUCCUCUUCAGCCUGCUGCAGGACCUGAGCCGGCACGCCCUGCCCGUGCUGGGCUCCUGCGGCCACUUCUACGCCGUGGAGUACCUGGCAGCCGGCAGCCCCCGCCACCGGGCCCUCUUCCCGCUUGAGGGCGCGGCGGGGGGGCCCCGGGGCAGCCGCGGCCAGGCCAAGGCCGUCAGCGACAUGGCGCUCAGCUUCCUGGACAUGGUGGGCCAUUUCGAGGACGACUUCUCUCACCGCCUCCACCUGUGCGACGUCAAGCCGGAAAACUUUGCCAUCAGGAGUGACUACACGGUGGUGGCCAUCGAUGUGGACAUGGCCUUUUUUGAACCUAAAAUGCGAGAAAUUCUUGAGCAGAACUGCACGGGAGACGAAGACUGCAAUUUCUUCGACUGUUUUUCCAAGUGUGAUUUGCGCGUCAACAAGUGUGGAGCAGAAAGAGUCAACAGCAACCUGCAGGUCAUCUGCGACAAGAUCUUCCGCCACUGGUUCUCCUCGAGUCUCGGCAGCUCCGCCCUGUCCUUCCCGCUGCAGCGGCAGCUGCGGGACGCGGUGCAGGAAUGCGCGGACCCCCGCAGCACCGCGCGCAGCCCCCCGAGAGCAGCCCGCGACGUGUUCCGGAAGCUUCGGCACCUCCUCCGAGCCACGCAGAGGGAACUGCAGGACGCAGAGGAGUAGCGGCGGCGGCGGCAGCCUCGGGCGGGUUCCCUCCAGCGGGUUGUUGG